Messenger RNA from Penicillium psychrosexuale, 1464 nucleotides. RefSeq lists its product as uncharacterized. The transcript has a single exon. NCBI's taxonomy places the organism in Eukaryota, Fungi, Ascomycota, Eurotiomycetes, Eurotiales, Aspergillaceae. The record is from RefSeq and is a predicted model, not a curated record. Bases 1 to 1464 code for a protein of 487 amino acids.
AUGACUUCAAAUCUCCAGCACACUAACUCUACUCUCCCUGAUGAGAUUCAGCACAUCAGGAGUCCUGCCACUAGGGAGGAUAGAUGCGAUGAUUGUCCACCUUCGCUUUCAGUUGGUUCAAAGCUCUGUUCCUCGUUCUCUCUUCGGUGUUCCCUCGAUCCAAUCCCAGAGAUCAAGGAUCCAUUCCGUCGUCUUCCAUGGUUCGGUCUCGAAGAGCUUCUUCUUCAUCUGCCAGACUUACCAACGUUGCAUCAAUUGUGCCAAGCUUCGCCUGCUGUUUCCGACUAUCUCAAUCACAAAACUGGAUUCUUUCCAAAGUUAGUUGAAAGGAUCAUCGACCACUGGGAUCAUGAGCGGGGUCUAAACGAAGAUACCCGUGUGUUCUUCCGGACACUGGUCUAUCUUUGGUGGAAAGAAGAGUCCGUGGCUUCAGGGAUUCCUUCGGAUGAUAAUCCAUUGCCCGUCAGUUUUCACGAUGAAUUGGUCUACAACAUUAACAUAGCAAGAGAGGGCUUCAGUGAGCCAAUCAAGGUCGGCUGCAUUCGACUUCCGCACUCAACUCCCCCAAAGAUUCUUCGUUAUCUGCUGAGCCUCGCAAGUCGCAUUCGCGGGGAUGCACACGCCUUCUUCCACGAUGCUAUGACUCUGUGCUUGUCUGCCGAUAUACAGCAGCUCGAAAAUCGGAAGUCGCCGUGGCCAAAAAACGGGACUCGACCUCCCGGGAUUCCGGUUCACAUCGGCACCAGGGCGGGAGGGUAUCCUCUCACCUGGUUGGAGGAACAGCGACUGAUGCAAGCCUUCUUGAAACCAUACAUCUUCUCGGUAUUGCGACGAAUCGUCUGCGAGAAAAAGCUACUAGAUACCAGUUCUCCUCCCCCAGACACGAAGUCCCCGCACACGUUGAUGUAUUUACAGGGGAAUUGGUUGAUUGAUUUCUGGAGGACCUUUGCCUGUUACGGUUGGAUGAGGACAGAGCCGAUAGAACAGCUAGAGACUGUGCUGUCUUGGAUGCACGAAAACAAACCACGCAAGCGAGCAGCAAAGUUUACAAUAUGUUGCCCGAAAUUUACCUCGCUGAGCGACUGCCAACGCUCGCGUGGCUUGGAUAAUCUCCAACACAUCUACCUCCCAGGCUGCUUCUUUGCACAGACUUGCUCAGCGGUGCCUCAAUCCGGUGUCAAAAUCGCCGGCUUCCGCGGAGAAUUCCAGAGGUUUGGUGUCAGCUUCUGGGAUAUUGAAAGAAUGCUCUGGUUAGGACUUGCCCUUCCACGGAUGGACCGCUACUUGGAGCGCAAAGACCUUGCCUUUCGGUGGUCGUCUCUGCUUCUAUCAACGAAUCGAGAUGCAACCAAAAAUACCGGAAAGACGAAUGGCCUCCGAUUCCGCAGCAAAACCAAGCCUAUCAGUAUAGGCAACAAGGUCUCGACUCAUGGUACAUCUGAAGUAUGCAAGACAGUUUCUUGA